AUGUGGGAUGCGCGGAGAGGGAGUUGUUGUUUUGCGGAGCUGCGGCGGGAGCUGCUCGUCCUUGCCCCGAUGGACUACCUAACUGCUGCUGCAGUGCGCGCGACACGCUGUCCUAUAUUAUACCUAUACUUAUACUGCGCUCCUGUGACGCAUUUUUUUUAAAGAUCGAAACAUCAAAGUACAGUGACGUUCGAAGAAUUUUUUAUCCAACUUUCGUCCGAGUCGUCAAUUAUGCGCUGACACUGAUCCCGUUGCAUAUUGUGGGCGAGAUGGUUGUGCGCGAACGAUUAAAUAAUACUCGGCGGGUCUUAUUACGUAAAAAUAACUCGUUUUAAAUGUCACUUGUCAGUCAAUAUGAGCUGCUGUUGCGAUGCUCCAAAAUGCUAUUAUAACAUUCCUUUGUGCUAUGUUUCGGUUUUCACUAGUUUGGUGCUGAAUAAUUUGUUCCUUAAAUUUGCUAGUAGUAGUAUAGUUGAAAGACCAUGUCAGAAGCACCUGUCGUUAAGAGAAGAAAGAAAAAUUAUGAAAUGCUCAAAGGCCUUUACGACUUCAAUGCCACAUUUGCCAAAACGCUGAGCUUCCAAGAAAAUGACCAUUUCGUACUUUAUCAGAGUCACACCAAGCAGAGGAAUUGGUGGCAGGUAGUGAACAGGAAAGGCCAAGUUGGCUACAUACCAUCUAAUUAUGUUACCACGAUUAAAGUCCAUCCACAGUUCUUGAUAGAUUUUCUAGACCAAGCUAUUGAAACUUUGAGGGCUAAUGGGGAUAAGCCUAGUGUUUCACCUAAUAUUGACAAACAAGAUUUGUUACUGCGUCUAGUAGAGAAAAAACGUCAAGCUGAACUUGGCAGAAAAACCAAGAAACAAGCCCCACUGCCCCCUGACUUUGGAAGCACAACACCAGUCAAAGAGCCGCCUACUAAUUUUAAUAAUAUAGAUGAAGUCAAAUCAUCGCCUACUAAUAAUGCUUCUAGAAAAGAAUCACUAAGUGAACAGCGAAAGCAAUCAGUGACAAAUGAUGAAAGUCAAUCGGAACCUCAAAUUCAGUCUGAAGAUAUUCAAAGAAGAUCUUCAGAAUCUAGUCAGAAGAAAGAAUUUAAGAAAAGCAAUUCACAAAGUAGUAUCAAAAAGUCACCAAGUCAAUCUCCAGUGAAAAGCAGAUCUGCUAGCUUAGCUGAAAUAAAUCCAAGAACGGCUUACUUACUUUUGGACCAAGUGCGACAUAGUACACAACUUAGUUAUGAAAUGUCAAAAGUGGCUGUAACUGUAAUUCUUAGUGGUCUACAAGAGAUGUUACCAUCAAAUGUUAGUCAUUAUUUUGAUGCAAUUUUGUCUCAGUUAGCAGUACCAUUAAAUUUAACAAAGUUAAACAUUGAAGAAACUUAUGAUGCCAAUAGGUUGAAAAUUAUUUUUACUGAGUUAACCUCAUGCAAAGAAGAUUCACAGCAAAGAAGCUGGAUGCUCUAUGAAGAUGAACCAACUAUAUGUGAAUAUAUCAAGGAACUCACAUCAAUUUUGACAAAUGCGGAUGCUAAUGUCUCAAGGCAUGUUCUAAGACAGGAUCGCUAUGAAGGAGUUUCCACACUUAUACAAUAUUAUCAAAUGGAAACCCGAUGGACUAUCAGACAACUUUUAUUGCAAUCGUUUGGAGUCAUGUGCAGCUUGGAUCCAGUUGUGGUUACAAUAAUGUUAGAGAGCAUUUUACCUAUGGAACUAGCAAGGGAUAUGAAAAGCAAUCCUAGAAAUGUUGCAAAGUUGAACUAUUCUUCUUUACUAUUGACUAUGAUUUUCUCAAUGGGCGAACCAAUGCCAAUUACACAUUUCGAGCAAUUGGGUUCUGAAUUCAUAUCUUUUAUUUUGGAUCUUAUUGAAAACCCUCCGGAUACUGAUCUAGAUGAUCAAAUUCCAGAUUUGUUUAUAAAUCUGAUACUCUCAUAUAAUUUGCAAUUUCAAACAUCAGAGAACGUGGUUCUAGAUGCUCUAAAAGAGCGAACGGUGGCUAAAACAUUUACCGAAAAAAUCUUGCUUCUUCUUAACAGAGAAGUCGAUCCUGUAAGAAUAUUUGAUCACGAACCUGCACCACCAGAUUCAAUUUUAAAGCUCUUUGUCGAUUUAUUUACAAGUGAUGAAACUGCGUCUUUGUUUUACACAAAUGACAUUAAGGUUUUGAUUGACAUCAUUUUACGGCAACUUUUCGAUAUAGCACCGGGAGAAAAGCGCAGACAAUAUCUAGAACUUUGCCGAAGAGUAUUAAAAACAGCGGUUUAUGAAGAACACAAGCAUCGAUGUGAAGACGUCUUAAAAUGUUUCACCAGAAUCUUCUGCGAAGAGUCGCCAGAAAGUCAAGAAGAUCAAAAUCUCGUACGAGAAAUAAGCAAUGAGUUUCCACAUAUGUUCAAAAUUUGACCUUUGCCUUCAGUUUCCUCCAAUGUAAAAGGACCUGAGGAGGACGACGAUACGCAGAGUUUGGUUUAAAGAAACAAUCGACAAUGAGAUUAUACACUUUGCUAUACGAAAUUGGAGAAAUGAACGCACAGGCGACUGCGAUCCAAUCCAAAGAAAGUCAUAAGAGUGAUCCUGGUAAAUGUUAUUCUUGCACUCCUUCUUCAAUAUUCAAUAUAAUAUGGAAGACAAAAAAAAACUACGUGAUAAAGGAAAAUCACAAAAAAUUAGUCCUAUCACUAGCUAUAUCUGACAAUUGAUUGAAAUUUAAUCUUCAAAGCAGGCAAAUUCUUGUAAAUAUAUUUAAAUAAGAAUGCGAAAACUUAUUUCAUUCCGAAGUAGAGGACCAGCAAAAUUAACAAAUUUGUUGAGAUUAAAAGUUUGAUUCUUUAUGAAUAAAUUAUCUUAUCGCUUGUAAGCAAAAUUUUAAAUCGAGACACUUUAAAGUUCAGAAAAGCCAAUUUCUGUGAUAUGACGUACACGUUUUAUUUUAUACUUAUUCUACACAAUUUUACAGUACAAGCCUAAACGUAUAUUUGAUAUAGAUUCUUUCAUAUUUGUAGCUUUUACUAGCUUUGUCGGCUUUUUUAAAUUUUAUAGCAGAUGAAUAUGCUGAUUUAUAAAAGUGCUUUAUAAAAAUAUGAUUGUGUAUUCUUAAAAGAUUCUUCUUUUACUUAAAAUAUCUCUACAGUCUGUAAUACUGAUUUUCUAAAACUUUAAAGUGGCUUUUUCUCUGCGCGCGUUAUACAUGAAUAAAUUCAGUCUAGUCUUUCAUUCACUCUGCAUACAGAGUCUUUACGCUUGCACAGUGUUACUAUAACUUUAAAAGUCAAGUUGAACGCGUUAAGUUUGCGACUAUUGUCACUUGUAAUGAAUUCUCAAAUUAUUGUGAUCUUUAAUUAAACGUUAAGCAAAUAAAGAGUCUAGGAAAUAAAAGGAAC
Nasonia vitripennis (jewel wasp) is the source of this 3382-nucleotide messenger RNA. Its product is annotated as NCK-interacting protein with SH3 domain. The record is from RefSeq and is a predicted model, not a curated record. Gene Ontology annotation, molecular function: protein binding; Arp2/3 complex binding. NCBI's taxonomy places the organism in Eukaryota, Metazoa, Arthropoda, Insecta, Hymenoptera, Pteromalidae. The transcript is spliced from 7 exons. Gene Ontology annotation, biological process: endocytosis. Bases 483 to 2405 code for a protein of 640 amino acids.